This is a messenger RNA of Patiria miniata (bat star), 2767 nucleotides long. RefSeq names its product tripartite motif-containing protein 2-like. The record is from RefSeq and is a predicted model, not a curated record. The transcript has 2 exons. Gene Ontology annotation, biological process: positive regulation of DNA-templated transcription. Gene Ontology annotation, molecular function: protein binding; ubiquitin-protein transferase activity; zinc ion binding. Bases 313 to 2250 code for a protein of 645 amino acids. Lineage: Eukaryota; Metazoa; Echinodermata; Asteroidea; Valvatida; Asterinidae. Gene Ontology annotation, cellular component: nucleoplasm; chromatin.
UGUGCACUGUUAUGUUAACUAUUAAAUGCCUUCCACCUAAAUCAAAGGCAUUUAUUGUGUUAGUUUGUGCGACACAAAAUAGCAAAUGGUUUUCCAAUGUUGAGUAAAAGAAUUGAGCUGUUGUUACGCCAUUCAUCGGUCGAUAAUGCUGGCCUACCUUGUACAUGUACAUAGCAUGCAAGGCUGUAAGGUUUAAUGGUAGUUUUGCCGUUCAUGUGUUAACAACGGGGAUUCUUACGUUACAAAAAUGUGGUCAAAGACUUCGGCUAUUAAACCGUCUAAUCAGUGAAGUUUGCAGAUACACGUAGGAAGAUGGCGGAAGCUGCAGCAAAAACUGUGCUGGACAAGAUCAGCCAGGGGCAUCUGGAAUGUCCGAUCUGUUGCUGUCGAUUUAAGGAUCCCAAGAUGCUGGACUGUCUGCACAGCUUCUGCCUGAACUGUCUGGAAGAGAUGAUGAACAAAAAGAAGUCAGAGACAGAGAAGAUAACAUGUCCAGUCUGCAGGAGUGAGACGCAAGUUCCCGAUAAAGGAUUGCUCAAUUUAUCUUCGUCUUUCGUUCUUAGUUCUCUUGUCGAUGAGGUCAAACAACAGGAGACGCUAUUAGGGAAAGUAUCGAGACCCACCGCCACGUGUGACUGCGGAGAUGACCGGAAGGCCACUUGGAGGUGUCUUGACUGUAGUGAUAACCUCUGCCAGAAAUGCCGCGAAGCCCAUGUGAGGGUCAAGUACACCAAGAACCAUCAGAUCAUUUCAUUUGAGGAUUGGCACAAAUCAGUUAUCCCUGGUCCUAAAGCAGAUCAUGUCAAACCUAUCACCCGAAUGUGUACGAACCACACUGACCAGGCGUUGUGUUUCUACUGUGACACGUGCGAUACAUUCAUCUGCAUUGUGUGCGUCGCAAUAGAUCAUCGGUCUGCGGAGCACAGUUACAAAAAGAUUGAUGAUUCUGUUAGGUCCUUCCGUAGACAUGUCGAUGACGCUUUGUUGCAGUUUGAGAAGUGCAAGUUGCGCGUCAAAUCCACAAUCAACUCAAUCAAACAUGCACGGAAUAGAUUGCAAAACAAACUGGCUCAGGCUCGUAGUGAUAUUUCUGCAAAGGCGGAGGCAGAGAUCGCUAAAAUCAGAAACAAAGCGAAGCUUCUCACCGAAAAGGUCGACCAAAUCGGUCAGGAGAGAGACAGUGAGUACAAAAAGGCGCUCAUGCACAACUGUGACCAGGUGAAACGCGCAGAUCAGAUCGUCACGGCCGUAAAUGACUUGAUGAAACAAGCCGAUGAUUUCGAGCUUUUGGAGCUCAAGGCGAAGGUGGCGAACAACUUGGAGUUCCAGAAAGAGCUCAACUUAUGUGAACCGGCAAAGCUGGAUAUGGCGUUCAUCGGAGUCAAAUGUCAAGAUGUCGUGGGAAAUAAGGAUCUUGGGGAAGUCCGUAUCAGCGAGAAAUGGCAGUUGAAGGAAGAGUUCGGCGAGGAAGGCACCGAUGACGAGGAAUUCCAGUUUGCAAGGGGUGUCACAUGUUUCAGCAACGGCGACAUUGUAGUAUGCGACUUUAACCUGGAACGGGUAUCGUUGUUUUCCGCCAAUGGGAGGUAUAAAUUAUCGAUUGCUCAAGGAUCCGAUAGCAAUCAGUUGGAAUCUCCCGCUGCUGUUGCAGUGAACUGUGACGAUAUGCUUUUCGUCGCAGACCAAUCUAAAGUGAAGGUUUUUGACACUGAGCUACAGUUUGUUCGCGAGUUUACGCCUUCGGUUGACGAUGCAGAGGGGCCAUUUGAGAUUGACAUCGAUUGUAUAGCCGUGGACAAGCAACGAGUAGCAGUGGCUGACUUUGAUAGAAAUGUCAUCAGUGUCCACAACCUUGAUGGAUCGUUGAUUGCAAGCACGUCAAACAUCAUGGUUCGGUUUUUCAUAGCAAUGAGCAACAAAGAGCAGCUGAUCUUCACAAACUACGUGGAGAAGAGGUUGCUAUGCGUUGAUUUAAGGGGCAAUGAGGUGUUCAACGUAAUGCCAUUAUUGAAAGGGAAACCAGCGAAACCGACUGGUGUCCUGUGCGAUGAUGAUGGGAGCAUCUAUGUCGCCGUUCACGCUGAGUCUGGUGAGUUCGGAGACGGUGAAGUCCAACAUUACGAUUCAAAUGGUGCAUUCAUAAAAACUGUUCGUCAAGGGUUGGACUUUCCGUUAGGCAUGGCAUUCACCCCCGUUGGUGACAUCGUUGUCGCAGAAAAACACUCCGUCAAGAUCUUUGAGCGGAUGUAAUCUGCAUCAAUAUAUAGACAUGUCCCUCGGGUAACCAAAUACGUUGCCUGAAACCAACGAACAUCUACGAGAUGUGUGGAGCAAUCGUGUAGACCAGAUUAUAAUUGGCAGUUAUAUAACAGAUUUUAAAAACAACCACGGAAUACUUUUGUUUCUGAUCGAGAAAUAAAAUAGACUUUCGUUGAGUCGACUGUAUCGAAUGGGAGACCUGUCAGUGGUCGAGACACUCAUUAAUUCGGCAAAUAUUUUACUAAUGGAUAUUCGAUUGACCUUAUAGUUAUAAACUUCCAAAUAACAAUACGUAAUCGACAAUGUCCGCUGUUAUCUGGAGUAGCUUCUGUAUAUUUUCCAGUUUGCAGAUCAAAUGAUGACAAUUUGUGGAGAGAUCUUCGAUUGUUCUGAGUUAAAGAUGUAUUGCCCGUGCCAUAUUCGAAUUUCCACCCGAAAGACAUACUUUUUUCAAUUGUUUUUUUUUUCAAAUCCUAUUCACUUGGAAUGAGAUAUUGAAGAAAAGCAA